AUCUCAAUUUCAACAGCUUUCAAAAGAAUGAGUGCCAACAGAACUGUCACAGUUUUUUCAUCGUCAGCAGAGGAUCAAGAGCCGAUCGAAUUGGCUGAAGACUCACUUCAAAACUUGGACAAAAUGCUGGCUGAGGAAAAAGAAGAACACCAGUUGUUGAAGGACGAAGUUGUGCUUCUCAGAAAGGAAAACGUGGAAGCCAAGACCUACUCCACAUUAUUGGAGAUCAUGCUUGACGAAGCCGAAGAAAAAGCAUCGUCCGCUCAAGAAACGACCUCCGAAGAAAACAAUCUCAAAAUUUUGAACCGAGAUCUUGUGGCCGAAAACUUGGAAUUGAAAGAGAUGAAAGAGGAGCUCAGAAAGAUCUGGUUGAGCGACUCGAAAAAAUUUCAAGAAGCUCUUACGCGGAUCUCAGAUGAGAAUACAAAACUUCAAAAAGAUUGUCACGAGUUGGAAUCGAUUCGGCAAUGUGCCCAGUUUGCAUUGGAUAACUGUAACGAGGAGCUCGAGAAAACCCAAACGGAAAACGAAGAGCACGAGAGCCGCAUUGAGACGCUGGAACGUGAAGUUUGUGAAAAAGAUAUUGCCAUGAAAGAUAUUGUUGAGCGGAAAGACGAGAUUUCGCUUCAACUGGAAUUGCAGACAAAGGAGUUCACAUCUGCAUUGAAUGAUCUGAUGUAUGGAAGAGAAGACACCUUGAAGCAGAUCCAUCAAAUGAAGGAAAACUGGAAGGUCAAGCAGAAUGAAUUUGAAGUUGAAAUUACAAAGUUGAAGAGUCAAAAUGACUACUUUGACUCUGAACGAUUGCAAUUGACUGACCGAAUUAGAGCUUUGCUCAACGAGUUGUCCGAUGUUCGCCUGGAACUUGGCUCUACUCGUUUGGCAAUGAAGGAAAAAGCUGAAGUUACAGAAGCGGUGACCAGUUUCAACAAAGAUCUUCGCGAUAAGUUGGAAGAUGAAAUUGCAAGACUCGGUGAAUGCUUACAGUUCAGAAAGGACGAACACGAACAGGAUGAAGCAGUCAUUGCUCAUCUUGAAGAACAACUCAAACUUGGCAGUGAUAAAGCUGCUGCGUUUUCCAGCGAGCACAGUGACACGAUUGAGUUGCUCCGUGAGUCUGAAACCGAACUGAUGGAGCUCAGAAUGGAGAAUUACGAUCUGAAGGAGGACUUCAAAAUUUUGAAGGAGGAGAAAGAAGAUGUCAAUCGCACAUGUGAAUGUCUCCGCGAACAAUUGAGCACAACAAUUCAGGAGCGGGACAUCGAAAAAGGCCAGAUGCAGAGUGAGAUGGAUGCAAAAAUGGUUGCUGUGCAUCAACAGUACGCCAAGCAAAUUGAUAAUAUGAAGUACAAUCAUAUGUUGGCAAUUAAUCAGGAGUUGAUCAAAGGACAAAUGGCUCUGGAAUCUGGGAAGAAGAAGCACGCCAAUGAGAUUUUGACGGUACGAAACGAACUAGAGCAAUCCAAUGCUGCUCAUCAAAGCUUGAGAGACCAGUGCAGUUUGCUUUUGAGCUCCGAAGAUGAUCUCAGAACCGCACAUUUGGCUUUAGAAAGCAAAAUGACUCUCGUUUCUGAAGAAUGUAUUGCACUCAGAGUGUCUCGAGCUAAUGCUCAGAAAGAAAUUGGAAAUUUGACUGAACAUCACAAACUUGAAGUAGCACUCUUGGAAGAUGCGAAAUCCGGAAUCCAACAACGUCUCCAUUACGCCACUAUUGAAAUCGAGCAGCUAAAAAAGAUCAAUGAGGUUACUCAAGCCCAGUUUAAGAAGGAAACAGAUGAGAAAAAUGCCGAGAUUAACGAAUUCCAAGCUGCAAUGGUAUCAAUGAAACAGCAAUACAAUGUUCUUGGCAAUCAUUGUCGCGUUCUGACAUCUCAAGGAAUCUCGGAUCGUACCACAAUUGACAAACUCCAGGAAACCAUUCGCGAGCACACAGAACUUGCAAUCGAAACGAAGAGAAUUCACGAUGCAGAGAUUGUUCAGUUGAAUGAUGCUCAUAAGAAGUUGGUGGAUAAUUUGGGAGUUGAAGAACUCGACGAGGAGCCGAAAGCAUCAACGGAAUCGGAAGAGAAGGCUGAAUGGGAGAUGGUCGACGAAGAAUAACAAUUUUGAUUAAUUUCUUGUUCGUUUUUGUUUCUAAAUUGCACACUUUACUGUACAUUGCAAAUUGUUUUUGUCUUUCAUGCCCGCCUAAAUUGUUCUCAAUUUGUUAUUACAAUUUUUUCUGUUUAAAUAAUCAAUUUUUCCUUUUUUGAAGAAUUUUGAGUUCAAUAAAUCCAUCGU
Caenorhabditis elegans is the source of this 2280-nucleotide messenger RNA. RefSeq names its product Ectopic P granules protein 2 (gene epg-2). NCBI's taxonomy places the organism in Eukaryota, Metazoa, Nematoda, Chromadorea, Rhabditida, Rhabditidae. Gene Ontology annotation, cellular component: cytoplasm. The record is from RefSeq and is marked reviewed.